This is a messenger RNA of Corylus avellana, 3056 nucleotides long. RefSeq names its product protein FAR1-RELATED SEQUENCE 6-like. Gene Ontology annotation, biological process: regulation of DNA-templated transcription. The record is from RefSeq and is a predicted model, not a curated record. NCBI's taxonomy places the organism in Eukaryota, Viridiplantae, Streptophyta, Magnoliopsida, Fagales, Betulaceae. Gene Ontology annotation, molecular function: zinc ion binding.
UCUCAUAAAAGGCAUAAGUUGAAGGUUUCUUUUUUUGAAACAACUUGAUGGGGAUAGGGGAAGAGAGCAAGCCUCCUAAUCCUUCCAAACCAUCUUCUUCAGCUCAGGAAAUACCAACAACGCAUUAUUUUGAUUGGUCGAGCUCCUUGCAGGCCCCAUUUUUUGCCUCAACAGUUGCUUCUACAACUCCCAACCCCUAUCUAUCAAGAAGCCAGCAUCUGUUGAUCCCACCAUAUGGGAUGCCAGUUCCACCAUAUGGGAUGCCAGUUCCAUACCCUGGUUUAUUGCCUCCAUGGGGAGUUUAUACUCAUCCUAAUAUGACCACGACUCCAAACCCACUACAUGUCAAUAUAGAGUUGGAAGGGAAGGGCCCCUAUGGAAAUGAUCGAGUUUGCACUAAAAAAUCCAUGGGAACUCCUGGAAGCGCAUGCAAUGACAGUGCUUCACAUUGUUUGUCUUCCCCUCUUGCUAAUAGUGUUGAUAGUGAUAAUGAGGGUACAUUAGAUGCAAUUGAAAAGAAUAAUGAGAAACAGGAUUCUUAUGGAAGUAAGAAAAGAAGGUUUCACCAUAUGGUUGCAGAUGGAGCCAAUACACAAAGUCACACUGUUGGGGCCAUUGGUGAAGCUUUAGUGCCUCCUGCCUCAUUACCACUUGUGAUGGGAUCUGAAUCUGUAAUGCCUGAGCAAUUGAUGCAGAUUCCAAAUGACGACGAGCCAUUCCUUGAAGUUGCCCCUCAAAUUGAUGAAAAUGAAGUUGUCUGUGAUUUAGAGUUGGUAGACAAGGAUGACAAUGAUGUGCAAUCCAAUAAGAAAGAAGCAGAACCGGAGGGAGGAAUGAAGUUUAGUUCUGAAAAAGAACUAAUACUAUAUUAUAGGCGGUAUGCUCAGCAAUCGGGGUUUGGGGUGACAUCUAAAGGAGGUAAAAAUAAUCCAGACGGGAGUCAUAAGUACGUCACCCUCACAUGUGCUCGUUAUGGCAAGAAGCAAACUGAUGCAAUUAAUAUUCACAAGCCUAAUCCGACAACGAAAACUGGGUGUAAGGCCAAGAUCAAUGCAUCGUUCAGGGAUGGAGCAUGGUGUUUGACUACUGUUAAUGUGAACCACAAUCAUUCUUUAAGCCCUAGUAAAACAAGAUUUUUUCGAUGCUAUAGGAGGAUGGAUGAUAAUGUGAAAAGAAGGCUCGAAUUAAACGAUAUAGCUGGGAUAGGUGUGAGUAAGAACUUUAACUCUCUUGUUGUUGAAGGUGGAGGGUAUGAGAAUCUGUCAUUCAUGGAGAGAGAUUGUCGAAAUUUUAUUAACAAGGCAAGACAUCUUCGGCUUGGCAAAGGAGGUGCUGGAGUACUUUACGACUACUUUACUAGAAUGCGAGAAAUGAAUGAUGGCUUCUACGCUGUGAUGGAUUUGGACGACGACUCUAGGCUAAGGAAUGUGUUCUGGGCUGAUGCACGAAGCAGGGCUGCAUAUAAGUAUUUUGGGGAUGUGGUUACAUUUGACACGACGUAUUUGACCAAUAUAUACAAAAUGCCAUUUGCUCCUUUCGUGGGAGUGAAUCAUCAUGGUCAGUCAAUACUUUUCGGGGCCGGAUUACUAUCAAGCGAGGAUACGACCACAUUUGUUUGGUUGUUUGAAACAUGGUUGAAAUGCAUGAACGGCCAAGCUCCAGUUGCAAUAAUAACAGAUCAGGAUAAGGCUAUGAAAAGUGCAAUUGCAAAAGUUUUUCCUAGAGCCCGACAUAGAUUUUGUUUAUGGCACAUUAUGAAAAAAUUCCCAGAGAAGCUAGGAUCACAUGCUCAAUACAAGUGUGGCUUGAAGAGUGCCAUACAAAGUGCAAUCUACGACUCUCAAACUUGUGUUGAAUUUGAUAACAGUUGGCAAGGUGUACUGGAAAAGUAUAAUCUUCGGGAUAAUGCAUGGUUGUGUUGGUUAUAUAGUGAGCGGGCUCAUUGGAUACCAGCGUAUUUAAAAGAUACAUUUUGGGCCGGAAUGCAAACUACACAAAGAAGUGAAAGUAUGAAUGCAUUUUUUGAUAAUUAUGUGAACUCCAGAAGCACGCUGAAGGAAUUUGUUGACCAAUUUGACAAUGCUUUGAGGAGAAAGGUUGAGAAUGAGAAAGUAGCUGAUUUCAAUUCUUUUAAUGCCACCAUUCCCUGUGUAUCUCAUUUUUCUAUUGAGAAGAAAUUUCAAGAACUUUAUACCAAUGCAAAGUUCAAAGAAGUUCGUCAGGAGUUUAGUUGCUUGAUGUAUUGCAAUUGCUCUCUUAUUAAAAGUGAAGGUGCAAUUUCUACCUACGAAGUAUCUGAUGAGGUAACAGUUGAUGAUUACACAAAAGAGCGGAAUUUUUGUGUUUACUUUAAUGGAGAUGAAUGUGAAGUUAAAUGCACUUGUGGGUUGUUUGAAUGUAGAGGAAUCUUGUGUAGGCAUGCCCUUGCUGUACUGACAUUAAAGAAAGUGAAAUCUUUGCCCACAAAAUAUUUUCUUGACCGAUGGAGAAAGGAUUUGAAGCGCGCAUAUACUCUUAUUGAGAGUAGUUAUAAUGUCUUCAGUUGCAACCCUGAUGCCCAAAGAUAUGAUUGCUUGUUGAAAAAAUGUAGUGAAUUAGCAACGCUUACAUCAACCAGUGAGGACUAUUACAUGGAUGCCAUGCAUUGUAUAGACAUGUUGCUAGCGAAAUACAAGUGCUCAAGGUAUGAACCCAGUCCACCCUCCCAUGAUAUUCCAUGCGCAUCUUCCAAAAGUAAUGAAGGCAUUGAUGGUGUAGUAGUGAAAAGUACCAAGGUUCUUAGUCCUAUAGCGGUUAAAUGUAAAGGCAAGCCACCAUUCAAAAGAAUGGUGUCUACAGUUGAAAAAGUCGUGACAAAAACAAAAAAGAAACAUCAGAGUCACAACAAUGCCAACCAGAAGGGGAGAAAAAAUCAGGCUUGCCAAGAAAUUCAAGAAAGGGAAUUUAACACAAAUGAAGCUCCAUUGGCUUCAAUAACUGACACUCAAUAUGAUCGCAUAAUUGGAACGCAGGAAACUGCUUUUAUUAAGGAUACGGGUUUCAAUCUAUUUGAAUAG